AUCGAGUGAACAAUUGUUACCACUGGAUAUAAAAUCCUUUCACACAGUGUCGCGAGAUAAUAAGAAAAGUACAGUAUCAGAGAAGGACACACUGUCUGCUGAAAGAGCAAUGCUUGCUCAAAGCAAAUCGUCACAGCAUUGUGUUGCAAACGGUGAAGAGUAGACAAAAGAAAAUUUUACCAAAGUGACCAAGUUUUUUAUAAAUCUCAAUUCGACGAAUAUAAUCGAACAGUAUGGCGAGCGUAACUUUGACACAGUGUUCGCCAGCAAAAUCGACGCUGAGUUGUUGCCAAGGCGAGGAUGGAAGUAACGAGAAUGUGCGGGUUCAGCAUACGAGUAAUAACAAUUAUCUCCUCCAGGAGAAACAUUCAUUCCCGAAACGACCAGAAGUUGAUUUGGCAUUCAAGAACGUCAGAUACCAAGUCAAAGAGUGGAGUAUUCGGAACGUGAUUCCAGCAACGAAAGAGAUCCUUCACGGUGUCAGCGGUGAAUUCAGAGCCGGUGAAUUGGCUGCAAUAAUGGGACCAUCGGGUGCUGGAAAAUCAACAUUGUUAAACGUGCUUGCCGGCUUCAACGUCUAUGGUGCGGCGGGUGAAAUUUUGGUCAACGGAAGGGUGCGGGUCGCUCACAGUGAAAGGUGGAGACGAACUUCCUGCUACAUCCAACAGGAUUCGCAUCUUCGGGCAGGUUUAACGGCUGGAGAGGCGAUGACCCUAGCAGCGCACCUCAAACUGGGCUACACAAUUAGCUCGGCUUACAAACACACGCAGGUAUUAGAGCUUCUCGAAAUGCUGGGCUUGAGCCACUGCUACGAAACACUUUGCGGUCGUCUGUCUGGUGGGCAGAAAAAGAGGCUUGACAUAGCCCUUGAACUUCUCAGUAAUCCCUCGGUUAUCUUUCUUGACGAGCCUACAACAGGUCUCGACUCGGCAUCGUGUAGCCAGUGCAUUGCACUUUUGCGAAGGUUGGCCAAAAUCGAGAGGCGCACAGUAGUUUGCACGAUUCACCAGCCGAGCGCGUUACAGUUUGAAAUGUUCGAUUCUCUCUACGCUCUCUCGGCUGGCCAGUGUAUUUACAGAGGACCGGUGCAAUAUUUGGUACCUCAUCUCUCCUCCAUUGGAGCACAGUGUCCGUCUUAUCACAACCCCGCCGAUUUCCUGAUGGAAGUAGCGAUCGGCGAGUAUGGUAUUGCGGUAGACAGUUUAGCGAUGGCAGUGAACGAGUCGUCCUGGAAUUUCAAAAAGCCAGCAAUCACGGACUCUAAGCCUAAUGCUGGAAUUGUUCUAGAACCAAUUCCCAAGGAACCACCACCCCCGGCUGGCUUUCUCGCCCAGUGUUUUCUCCUCUACAGACGUAAACUGCUCUGCCUCAAGAGGGAUUAUACUUUACUGGUAGUGCGAUUGCUCUGUCAUCUAUUCAUCGGUGUGAUAUUUGGUUACCUCUACAGAGGCAGCGGUUAUCGUGCCAACGGUGUCCUCGCCAACUACGCAUACCUCUAUGGAUCAUUAUUGUUGAUCGUUUACACGGGGAAGAUGGCUGUUACCCUAGCUUUUCCAUUGGAGAUGCAGAUUCUCACGAGGGAGCACUUCAACCGAUGGUAUCGACUGGCUCCGUAUUAUCUCAGUACCUUGAUGUUCGAGGUACCUUUUCAGGCCGCGUGUGCUGCCACUUAUUUGGCGGUCAGUUACUGGCUUACAGGCCAACCGAUCGAGUCGCAUCGAAUUUUGUCCUUUUUAAUCGUCAGCAUAGCUGCCAGCCUCACUGCUCAGGCCUGGGGCUUCUUCAUUGGAGCAACGACGCCAGUUAGGAUUGCUGUGUUCGCUGGGCCCAUAAUUGCGGUGCUCUUUUCGGUAUUCGGAUUCUGCAUACGCUACAUGGACACGCCGUCUUACUUCCGUUGGCUCUUUCACAUAUCCUACUUCAGAGCCGGAUUUCACAGUCUCUUGUACACUGUUUACGGAUUCGGAAGGAAAGAUUUGAGCUGCGACGACAUUUACUGCCAUUAUAAAAAACCCAACAUAUUUCUCAGUGAAAUGGAAAUCAGCGACACGAACGUUGUCAACAAUUUUGUUCUGAUCGUCGUAAUUGGCGUGUUGAUGCACUUGCUUACCGCUAGUGCUUUGUGGUGCAAGUUAAAUCGGAGAUAAGAACUGUUAUGCACAUAAUACAUGGCUUUGAUAUCAGUCGACACUUCACAGCAACUCUUCUACUCUACGUUGUUACAUUUUUGACGAGGUGAGCUUUUGAAAUUUGAAAUCAUCUCGAACGGAUUAAGCGGCAACUCGAUACAGGGUAGUAGUCCAGUCGUAGAUUACGAAGGAAUGUCUGUAUAAUGUAGAAUGUGCAAGUAUUUUUAUAAUGGACGCUGUGAUAGUACAUCAAUUUCUGAUACCACACCGGUUAAAAAAUUUUUUUUUGCCAAGGUUUGAGGUCUAAUUUGAUUGGAACGAUUGUGCCGAGACAUCAGACAUUUAACUGGAAUAUCAUUGUAUUGUUUUCUUUCACGUAUUAUCGUUGAGAUUUUGCAGCAAGUAGAGAGAGAGAGAGAGAGAGAGCUGUCUCACUAAUUGACAAAUGAUUGUAAUUAUCGAUGCAGCGUUGAUUACAUAUUAUAUGAAUAUUAUUGAUUAUGACACAGAUCGAUAGGUUAACAAUAAGAUAGGAGUUGUGGAAACCGCUCAAGUGCUUUAAAAACUAUUUCUUAUCUUAUAGUUCUAUCGUAAGCGUAACGUUACCGUGCAUAGAUUACCAUCCAUAAGUUGGAAAUUUUUUUCACAAGGUAGAAAAGCGAGAAAUUUUACAGGGUGAAGCGUUCCUCGAUUUGUAGGCAUAUAUGUUGUGAUAGCGAGAUAAUUUUAUGAUAAUUCAAAAUUCAAGCGGAGGCGUUGAUUUAUGUAUUUUUGUAUUGUUCGCACCUUAUCAAAAUAUAAUGAAAUUAAAUUAUUAGAAAA
Molecule: messenger RNA, 2951 nt
Organism: Diprion similis
Lineage: Eukaryota; Metazoa; Arthropoda; Insecta; Hymenoptera; Diprionidae
Product: ATP-binding cassette sub-family G member 1
Exons: 9
Coding region: 234-2147 (637 amino acids)
Cellular component (GO): plasma membrane
Molecular function (GO): ATP hydrolysis activity; ABC-type transporter activity; ATP binding
Source: RefSeq, a predicted model, not a curated record